Messenger RNA from Diabrotica virgifera virgifera (western corn rootworm), 2718 nucleotides. RefSeq names its product surfeit locus protein 4 homolog (gene Surf4). Gene Ontology annotation, biological process: Golgi organization. Lineage: Eukaryota; Metazoa; Arthropoda; Insecta; Coleoptera; Chrysomelidae. The transcript has 5 exons. Bases 118 to 930 code for a protein of 270 amino acids. Gene Ontology annotation, cellular component: endoplasmic reticulum-Golgi intermediate compartment; membrane; endoplasmic reticulum. The record is from RefSeq and is a predicted model, not a curated record.
UCCUUAUAGAUUUGACAUUGACAACACUGAUGUGUUCUUUGCAUUUUGACUUUUGGCACUUUUGGUAGUUAGCUGACUGCGUGGAGCUUUUUGCUCAAAAUAAAAUAAAAAAUAAAAAUGAAUAUUCCAAAUGAAUAUGUUUCAAACGCCGAAGAUAUUGCAGAUAAUGUUAUCAGAAAAUUAAAGCACAUACUACCUACCUUGGCAAGAGUAUGUCUGAUAUCAACAUUCUUAGAAGAUGGAUUACGGAUGUGGUUCCAAUGGACAGAACAGAGGGAAUAUAUGGACUUAUCUUGGGGAUGUGGCAAAAUUUUAGCCACACUUUUUGUUAUAGUUAAUCUAGUUGGUCAAUUGGGAGGCUGUGUUAUGGUGAUUAUAAGAUACAGAGUUAAUAUCGCUUGUGGAGUAUUGUUCUUCAUUGUUGUUCUACAGACGUUAGCCUACAGCAUUCUCUGGGACCUCCAGUUCCUGUUCAGAAACUUAGCUCUCAUAGGAGCCCUUUUGUUGGUUUUAGCAGAAAGCCGAGGUGAAGCCAAAAGUCUAUUCGCCGGAGUUCCAUCACUCGGCGAUAACAAGCCCAAGAAUUAUUUGCAACUCACCGGAAGAGUGUUGUUGGCGUUCAUGUUUAUCACUCUCAUCCGAUUUGAAUUGAGUUUCUUGCAGAUAACCUUGGAUCUCGUUGGUUCUCUCUUAAUGGUUAUGGUAACAGUAGGAUACAAGACUAAACUAGCAGCACUGACCUUGGUUCUACUUCUUGGCACCUUGAACUUCUACCACAAUGCCUGGUGGAAUAUUCCAGACUACAAACCCUUGAGGGACUUCCUUAAAUACGAUUUCUUCCAGACAUUGUCCGUCAUCGGUGGGCUGUUGAUGAUCGUUUACUUGGGACCCGGGGGUGUUUCUAUGGACGAGCACAAAAAGCGGUGGUAGAACUAUGUGAUUCCAACUAGUGAACAUCUUGUGACAACAGGUUUAUAAAUCCAGAAAAACUGUCGACUCUUUUUUAUACCAUUAUAUACGCGUUCCUUUUUUCUCUCAACAUUAAAAUAUUGCAAAUGAAAAACCAACUGGAAUUCGAGAGAUCGCUGUUGUGUUGUGUAGGAGCAACUGCGAAUGCGUGGUCAGUAAAUGUUAUACAAGUUUGGCUAGACAGUACUGAUAAUUUGGUUAUUUUGUAUAAUAGUUCUUCCGUAUCCAAUUUUUUUAACCAUUUUAUUGGUGUAUUUAUAAUUUUUCCCAUAUAUUCACUCGUAACUUUGGCUAAUACUACGAUAUGAGUAGUAGGCGUUAUCAAUUCUGCCUGUUAGAGCAUAUACAUAUAGCUAUUGGGACCGUGCAAGUUCGGAAGAGCCACACCUAGUGUCAUAGCAUCAGCAACAUUUUUAGCACUUUUAAUUAUAUUGGCCAAUUAUAUUAUUCCUGGUUACUGGAUAAUUGUCAAAGCCAUAGCCCAAAAUAGAAUAAGAAGAAAAAGUAAGAUUGAGGUUAUGUUAUUAAAAGAUAAACAUUGUACGUAGUAAAUAAAAUUAAUUAUUAAAAUGCAGUACUACAAGCAAAAUACAAUUAAUUAAAUUCACUUUAAUAAUUGCAUAUCAUAUCCAUAUUGUGGAGCAAUAUGGAUAUGAUAUGCAAUUAUAUCAAUAUGCAAUUAUAUGCAAUAUCCCAUUUUCUUCAAUGACAGUGGGUAUGAAAUACACGUCAGUUUGACAAUUUCGAUUGACAGUAUGAAUUAUUUAAGAAAUAUGUUAAGAAAGUUGCAAGAUUUCUCCGCUACUCGCGCACUAUCGUUUCUCGUAUCCCCUCCAAGUACUUGCACACAGCGAAUAACAAUCAAGUAAUAAUUAUAAAUAUUAAUGAUAUAAUACUACAUAAUAAUCACUUUUGAUACAGCAUUCCAAUUUUUAAUAAACGUUGCAUUCUUGGAUUUUAGAUUUCCCUAGAAGUUUAGCACAAAUAGUCUAUUUUACGACUUUCUCCCCCAUUUGGAUUUAUCGAGUCACCACUGUUCUGUGUGGCUGUAGAGAAAGUUGUUAAAACGCUUGCCAAUCACCAGUAUUAUGUUAUUUCAUGUCAUUGUGCAACUUUGCUAUUUUUUAAUUUAUUAAAUAACCACUUUAUCUAAUAUUUAAAUACUUCAAAAUAUUUAAAAAAUGAUGAAUCGGGAACUUAAUGAAAGAAAGCUAGCCACAAAACAAUUCUUUCUAGUAUUUGUAUACAUGUUCACCAGUAAGGACCAAUAUCUUCGUAAAAUUUUGCAUCCUGGUGGCUCUACACAACUUUGUACUGCGUUACUUCAUCUUAAAAAUUUGUAGUCAGUUGAAGUUCUUAUUUUGGGCAUUAAAUAUAAUUACCAGGCAAAGCAAAUAAACUUAUCUGUUAAAGCGAAUAAAUUAAAAUAUCUAGUAUUAAAUUUAAACAUGGUGUUCAGGGAUCUUUUGAGUUUUCGUUGGUUUUUCUAGUACACGAGACUUAGCGGUCAGAUCGAUGUAAAAAUCAGUGUUAUACACUUUUUUACUUUUAAGCAAAAAAUAGUUAAUUUAUACAAGAUUUAUUUUAUACAAAAAAGAUAUGUAUAUACUCUAUUGAGGAAUUUUUGUGAAUUUAUUUUGACUUGGAUUCAAUCGGAACACCACGUUCCAGAGUUUGGUUCGGAAAAAUGUCAGUUUUGCAUGUGUAUAGUCUACUACAUAUAUUUUUAUAAUAAACUGUUUUGUUGAA